Hemibagrus wyckioides is the source of this 5616-nucleotide messenger RNA. It is a transcript of the gene slc2a1c, whose product is annotated as solute carrier family 2, facilitated glucose transporter member 1. The record is from RefSeq and is a predicted model, not a curated record. Lineage: Eukaryota; Metazoa; Chordata; Actinopteri; Siluriformes; Bagridae. Gene Ontology annotation, molecular function: hexose transmembrane transporter activity. The transcript is spliced from 10 exons. The coding region runs from base 3854 to 5308 and encodes 484 amino acids. Gene Ontology annotation, biological process: monosaccharide transmembrane transport. Gene Ontology annotation, cellular component: membrane.
GAGACUCUUUGAGAAAAGCCUCCAAGAAUGUUAGGAAUAACAGAGAGCCCCCUGGUGGCUGUAAAAUGGAAGUGGCGCCGUUUAAAAAAAUAAAAAAUAAAAUAAAAAAGUACUGGAUUCCUUCCAACACAUGAUGAAAGUAUUACUGAAAUUGUUUUAUCUUCACUAUUUCAGAAAUGUAAACCAUAGACAUCAGAAAUAAAUUGUAUCCUAAUGUUGUAGGUGAGGUUGUAUCAGCACUCUGAGAGAGAUCAUAUGUGAUGAAUCACUUGCAUGAUGAAGUCAUCUGCGGGGGAUGCGGGAGGGAUUACCUGGAACUCUGAGGGCACGUUCAGGGCACUUCGGUUUUAUAGUAUUUCACUCAGCUUUUACGGCUGUGGGUUUUCUGCCCACUUGUGAUGUGGUGUGUGCGUAGGAAUGCCUCCUCACCCAGAUUCAUUACCCAUGCACAUUUCAUCUCCCCUUUUAUACUGGCCUUGCAUGAGAACCUUUCGUUCUGUGAGUAAGUGCGAUUGAAAACCCUCAUAUAUCGUUUCAAAAAAACAAAUUGGCACAGUGUAGGCACUCCCGAAACAUUUGCUUACUAUUGCAGUCUCACGGACAAGACGAUGGUCUGACUCAGUACACAAUGUGGUCAUGCCUUUAAUCUGUCACUGAAAACAUCUUUUUUUUUCCCACUUAACAAUAACCUUUGACACACACUUAGACUUUUCGGUACUGGAAUACAUUAGCUUGUUUUUAUGUAUGUAUUAUAUCACUGUCCAUCCGCAGGUUUAGCAGUGAAGUCUAGCAUGGUUUUAACUUUAAACUCAAAAUAUAGCAUAGAAAUGGUGUCACCUUAAAAUUAAUUCAUUUAAAAGCAAUUAAGAUAUGGCACAAGAUAUUUAAUAUUUCAGUAAACUGUGCAGCUUUGGUAAACCUCUGAAGGUUGCAAGUAAUAUUCCCAAUUCCAUUGAUAAAUAUUUUAGAAGUUUCCCUAAGCAAAGUCCUUGCUUUGCUGCUGCAGUGUUCCAUGAACUUUCCCCUGUGAAAAUCUGUUUUAUGUUUCUCAUGUGGUUGCCAUGAUUUCUUUUUAAACCAUUCCACAUCUACAAUAUUUUUAGGCGAAUGACUGACAGAACAAGUUUAAAUAUAUAAAUCUGUGAGAUUAUAUUACCACCACAGCAAUGCAAUAACAAUCUUUGCUAUAGUCAUUUAACACUUUGACAGUUUUUGUUUAUUUUUGACUCAUUGUAUGAAAAAUUGUGGGAAAAACAACACAACAAGCAGCUCAGGAUGUUUGAUAGGCCAGCUGCUUACACAGACAUUCAAAGAUGUUACAUAAUAUCAGGGAAUAAGAAGGAAUAAAACACUAGGAGAGGUGCUGUUAUAGGAAAGUAAUCGACAACAGGGUGAGUGAAGUGGACCGAUGAGAAACGAAGUUGCUGUUACCACAGUGAGGGGUGAUUAUUUGCCAAUAACAACAUCCAGAAGAGCUUUGUUCCUCUUAUACCACAGCAAUUUGCCAACAUGCUUAAUAUACUGCAGUUUAUAUACUGCAAACGUUUUGCGUUGUGGAAUGUCUGAAAAACCAGAUAGUUCCCGAAUUCACUUGCAGUCACUUGAUUAUCUUGUUAUAGUGGCUCCUCUCAGUAGGCAGGAUAUAUUAGGCACCAAGUGAACCGUCAGUUCUCAAAGUUUAAGGGCAAUUGUAAGGAUCUGAGAGACUUUUACUGAGAGCCAAAUUGUGAUCAGAGCAGGUCCAAAAUGGAUGAUCCUAGUAUGUAGUGGUUAGUACCUACCAAAAGUGGGCCAAGGAAGAACAACCAGUGAACCAGUGACAGGGUCAUUGGAGCCCAGGGAGCUAUUGAAGAAGGGGACCUGGUCUAAUGAACCACAUUUUCUUUUACAACAUGUGGAUGGCCAUAUGUAUGGCACAUACCUGUGGAAGAGAUAGUACCUGGAUGCACUACACUCUGUAUAAUGUUCUGCUGGGACACCUUGGGUCCCGACAUUCAUGUGGAUGUCUUUGACAUGUACCACCUACCUAAACAUAACUGCAGACCAAGUACACCCUUCAAGUCACUGGUAUACUCUAAUGCAAUGAACUCAUUCAACAGGAUAAUAGUUUGAGGUGUUGAUGUGGCCUCCAAAUUCCCUAGUUCUCAAUCAGAUUGAGCAUCUGUGAGAUGUGCUGGACAAUGCAGUCCGAUCCAAGCCAGAAAACCACAGCACACCUUCAGAGGUCUUGUGAAGUCCAUGCCUCGAAGGCUCAGAGCUGUAGGCACCUACAAAAUAUAUGGCAGGUGAUUUUAAAGUUAUGGCUGAUCAGUGUCUGUAUAUUAUGUAACCUUAACACACUUGCAUUUUGCAUAUUUCUUCACAGAAACUAAGCAAAUAUUUUCCGCACCUAUUGCUGAAAUAGCCAAUUAAAUAGCAGUUAGAGGACAUUCUACCAUGUAUAUGUGAAAAUGACUAGACAGGACUCACCUCGCAAGUUCAUAGAGAUGCAUGUAGACAUAGACAUACUUUCAAACGAGUGAACAAAUUAGCCACAAAAGUUGCAUCACAACUGACCUUAAGAACAAGCUAAACUGUUGAAGUAUUGUUGAAGAAAUUCUUAUUUAAUCUAACUCUUUUAGUAGGUGUUCAGAGCUACAUGAUCACACUUAAGAAAAAACUGAAUUAUGACAGGAUGAUGAUAGAGUGUGAGAGAGAGAGAAUUUUGUGUAGACCUGGGAUGCCUGUCAUUGCCAUUCUUUCAGACCCAACUCAAAAUUCACCACUCUGGUGUGACUUCAUCAGUGAUCACAUGGGAGCUUGGGUAUGGACAAGUGUCUGAAAGCUUACCGGAGACAUAUCAUUGAGAUGGGACUGAGGCAAGGGGGCACAUAGGGGUGGGUUGCAAAACGAAUGACCUGGAACCAUCGGUGUGUGUGAACAAGUGUUAAUCCCCGGAAUAAGUCGAUACACACACAAGAGGUGCCAAGAAAGAGUUGAUGUUGGAUCAUGAGCAGAUGUAAUCAUACCUCAACACUAUAAACAGGUAAGAGACUCACAAUGUCUUGCAUUUGUGAACAUAGAUUUGAUUGGAUGGUCUGUCAUAAAUAUUCUAAUUAAUGCCUGGCAGUAUGUCAUCACAGCAUUCAUAUGAGGUGAUUCAGUUGGUAAUUCAUUUACUUUUACAUUUAAAGUCCUGUACUAUUGAAUUUACAUAAGGUAUAAAAAUAGUUCUUGUGUUUGUUUACUGCUGAUGUACUCAGUACUAAUGAUAUAGUACACAGUGGACACUCUAGAAGAGAGGGACAGGUUUAAUGCAGCCCAACAAAUUAAUUUGAAAUCCAUGGUCUAAAAUAAAAAUGAUCUUGUCGACUGUAACUGAAUCAAAAGCUUUUUUAAGAAUAGUUACUAUCCCAGAGGCAUAAACUCAGCUUCUUAAAAAUUGUGUGUAUUUUAUUUUUCAAUGCUACAAAUUUGAUGUCUCUAAUGUCUCAAAUAUUUGUUUUACAGUUCUGAUUUGGAAAUCAUGUUGCAAACUAUAUUGACUUUCUCUGUUUCAAUAUUAUGUUAAUAUUUUACAUUAUAAUCAACAUUACUAUACAUGUUCAAUAUUGUGCAUAUCUAAUGUUUAUAAUUUAUUUUAUAAAUUUAUUUUAUAAAUUAUAAGGCAUAAUCUUUCAGAUAAAUGCUGAAAGCAUUUAAAAAGUUUUUCUUUUCCUCUGGGCCACUUGACAAUGAGGUUUUUGACGACUCUGCUCUAUAGAUUUGACAUGGGAUAUGCUUUCAGCUCUGAGACUUGCCACAAGCUUUAAAUAAAUCCAAAAAAUAACCCCUUGUCCUAAAGAAGUGACAGUGACAUUCAUCUGACAAGCUGAUGGCCCUCGGAGAGAGUCAGCUGACUGCCACCCUGCUAACUUCUGUGGUGGCGGCAGUGUUUGGCUCGCUGCAGAUCGGAUACCACACCGGCAAUGUCAACUCUCCAGCCAGAAUCAUUGAAGACUUCUUCAAUGUGACAUGGAAAUCAAGACACAAUCAAUCCAUGCCAGACCACAGUUUGACAUUUCUGUGGGCUCUGUCAGUCAGCAUCAAGGAUUUUGGAGCCCUGUUGGGUUCACUGGGUGUUAAAGGCCUGGCUGAUUCCUAUGGGAGGAAAAAUGCCAUUCUCAUAGCAAACACUUUCUCUAUAGCGGGCGCCUGUCUGAUGUUCCUAAGCAAAGCAGCUGAAUCUUUUGAACUUCUUAUAGUGGGCCGUUUCAUUUUUGGUCUUUUCUGUGGUCUGGUGAUGAGCCUGAACCCGCUGUAUAUCCAGGGUGUGUCCCCGAUUAACCUCCGUGGUGCCUUUGCAACUCUUAACCAGGUUUCUUUUGCCUCUGGCAUUUUCCUGGGCAUGGUGGUGGGCUUAGAAACAGUCCUGGGGACACAAAAGUACUGGGCGUUUAUGCUGUCUCUGUCCCUUAUUCCAGCUGGCCUUCAGUAUAUAAUCUUACCUUUUUGCCCUGAGAGCCCACGCUAUUUCUUCAUCAGCUGUGGAAAAGAGCAAGAAGCAGAAUCUGCUUUAAGAAGGUUAAGAGGAAACCCUGACAAGGUAACACAGGAAAUGGAUGAGAUGAGAGAGGAAGCAUCUCACAGUGAAGCAAGAAUAACUAUCGGGGAAUUCUUCAUCAAACGCUGCUAUAGACGGCCCAUAAUACUUGUUCUAAUCAUAAACCUGGGCAGCCAGUUAUCCGGAUUCAAUGCGAUCAUAAAUUACUCAACAAAAAUAUUUACCAAGGCCAAAUUUGAAGAAGCAAAAUAUCUGACACUUGGAGUGGGAGCAAUCAACGUGGUAUUCACCAUCGUGUCUUUGCUCCUGGUGGAGAGGGCAGGGCGCAGAAAGCUGCUCCUCACUGGCUUCCUAUUGGUAGCUUUUUGUAAUUUACUUAUGACCAUCACAGACUCCUUGCUGGACAUAGUCCCGGACAUUCGUGGUUUUCAGGUGCUUGUGGUGUUUCUCCUGAUUUCAGCGUAUGAGCUGGGACCAGGGCCCAUCUCUUGGUUCAUUGGUGCUGAGCUCUUUGACCAGCCAGCCCGACCCAUUGCCAUGGCUUUCACCAGCAUGCUCAACUGGGGAGGAAAAUUUCUGCUAGCCCUCCUUUUCCCACCAUUAUUGCACCUGUGUGGAGCUUACGUCUACCUCCUCUUCAUGUCCAUGGCCUUGAUAGCAUUUACUUACACAAUGCAUCGCCUCCCAGAAACAAAGGGCCGAACUUCAGAUGACAUUGCUGCUGAGUUUCGUGGGGCUGAGAGCAUUCCCCUGUAUAACAAAACAAGUUUUAAUACUUUCACUUGAACCAGAAGUCUCUACAACAGUGGAUUCUUUGGCUUCGGCUGUAGAACGAUCAAGAAGAAGCUUUUAAUUCCCCCCAGACCAACAGAGGGCACCCUAAGCCAUAAUUUGAACUUCUUUUGUUGCUGGUUCUAUUUACUUAUCCUCAUGUUUUCUGGUGGUUUGUUAGUCACCUUAUUUAAGGUCCUUUGUUUCACUGUUUCCUUUUUCCAGAUUCUGUACAUGCCAUAGCCUUGUUCCACAUUUUUAGUUUAUUCUUCACUGUUUGUUUAUUCCUUGUUACACUGUAGUAAUAAAUAUCUGCACUUGCA